Tauraco erythrolophus (red-crested turaco) is the source of this 2598-nucleotide messenger RNA. NCBI's taxonomy places the organism in Eukaryota, Metazoa, Chordata, Aves, Musophagiformes, Musophagidae. The record is from RefSeq and is a predicted model, not a curated record.
GUCUGGGUGGGUUCAGUCACAGAAAUAACUAUUGAUGACCUCUAUGCAGAAGACAAGGACUCCUUACCAUCAGAACUGAUAUAUUCCAUUACUCCACCUAGCAAUGGAUUCUUGGCGCUGAAAUCUUCUCCAAACAAGAGCAUCCUUAGUUUUACCCAGGCUCAUAUAAUUGAAGGGCAGCUCGUAUUUGUACACAAUGGAGCAAUGUCUGGAGGCUUCAACUUUCAGGUAACAGAUGGUUUGAACUUUGCACCUCGACAGAUUUUUAGCAUCACAGCUCGGACACUAGUCGUUAGCCUUGAAGUGAACAAAGGUCUCGGAGUCUUUCCAGGUUCCAGGAAACCUAUUUCACGAUGUGAUCUGAAAGCAGUGACCAAUGAUGUGACCAACGCGGGAAACAGAACUAUAACUUUUAUGAUUGUAACUUCCCCAAAACUUGGAAGGCUGAUAAGAGUAAACUCUGGUAAUACCACUCAGGAAGUCCUCAGUUUUACGCAGUCUAUGGUGGAUGAAGGCGUGAUCAUGUAUGAGCACUUACAUGCCGAGUCAGCUGGCUGGAGUACAGAAGAUUCCUUUACGUUUACUGUCUUCUCUCCACCAUCAGCUCUGGACCUCCAGGUGUUCCAUAUUGUCAUUUCAUAUGAAAUUACCAGGCAUGACCGGAACAGUCAUCUUCUGGCAAAUACGGGUGUCAUAGUCCAGGAAGGAGGAAGAGCAUUAAUCAACAAAACAAAUUUAGAUGCAUCAAAUCUGUUGAUUAAGCUACCUGAUGUACAGCGUUCCUUGUAUGAAGUCUGGUAUCAGGUUGUAUCUUUACCCCAACAUGGCAUAAUUGUUGUUGGAGAAAGAAACGUUACCAAAGAAAAACCUAACUUCUCCCAAUACAUACUGAACAAAUUUGGAAUUGUCUAUGUACAUGAUAAUUCUGAAUCGCUUAAUGACAAUUUCACUUUUGCUGUUUGGUUAAACCUAAAGAGCAAGUCUGCAACAAAGCCCAAUAGCGAAGUUUUAGAGGAGAUGUUUAAUAUCACUGUUGUUCCAGUGAAUGAUCAAGCUCCAGAACUGAAAACUAAAAGGCUGCACUUGGAAGUCCUGCAGGGAGAUAUGUCAGUGCUGGGGUCAGAGAAUCUGAAAGUUGAAGACCUAGAUAACGCCCCAGCUGAGCUCAAAUACACUGUUGUUAGUAACCCCAAUAAUGGUUAUUUAGCAAUGAAAAGCAAUCUCAGUGUCUCUAUAAAGGAUUUCACACAAGCUGAUGUCGACAGUCGUGAAGUUUGGUUUGUUCAGGAUGGAAGUCCAUCUUCUGGAGUGUUUUAUUUCAGUGUGACUGAUGGUAAACAUCGCCCUUUAUACAAACUAUUCAGUCUUGAAGUCAUACCAGUUGCUCUUGUCCUGGUCAACCUUACCAAUGUUGCACUUCCACAGGGCCAGACAUCUGUCACUAUUACUAAUGUGCAGCUUUCAGCUGUCACAAAUGGAAAAAGCACUAACAUAAUGUAUGAAAUAACUCAGCCGCUCAAAUACGGGCACCUGAUGAUGGGAAAUGAGCAGGUUACUAAAUUUGAGCAGGCAGAUUUGUGUUCAGGAAGGCUGUCUUACCACCAGACAAAUCUCACUGCGUCCAAAGAAGUACUGGAGUUCAUGCUUUUCACUGCAGAAAGCAAUCUAACAGGACAAGUGCUGAACAUCACAGUGAAGCCUUUAGUACAAGUUGUACCUGACAUGCAGAUUUCAAAUCAAGGAGCUUUUAAGUUCAGAAGUAGUGACCUGGAUGCUUCUGAGCUAGCUAAUUUGACAAAUAGUAAUCCUAGAUUUGAAGUGAUAGUGCCGCCGUCUCAUGGAAGGAUUGUAAAGAAAAGGUUCAUGAAUGAUGCAGUGUUUGAAGAUAUUCAGACGUUCACCCAGGCUGACAUUGAUAGUGGUGUUGUGCUUCUAGACAUAGAUACAAAUAUGACGGGCAUUGAUCUCCUAAAUGACUCGUUCACGUUUAUACUCAGGGCAGAUGCUGUGCAGCCUGCUGUCGGCUGUUUUCAGUAUUCCAUCGUGCCAUAUAGCCCUCUGCUUGCGCAGGGUUUUACAGCCAAAGUGCCUUUGAUAACCAGCACUACCACUUCAAAGAUUCACACUGCCUCAAAGCAUGAGGCAUCAGCAUCCUCUCAGAAUGAAGAGCCUACAGUAGCACCACAGAAGACUGGACCAACCAUGUGGCCAGGGCAGAAUCGCUGGGGAAAUCUACAUGAGGAAGGUCCAUUGCUAAAUCUGGCAGUGGGAACAAGUGGAUCUUUGGGGACUAAGACCACAACUGAGGUUAAUGCCAGGAGUCCCAGAGAGCAAGCAGGUGAAAGCAGCAACCCUUGGUACGUCAUUAUCCCCCUGGUCCUGGCAUCUGUGCUGCUCAUUGUUGCUGUUAUUUCUGGGGUUGAGAGAAGUACAGCCUCAGCAUUCAUGGCAGUCAGACAUGAACAGCUACUUCCUGCAGUGCUUUCUCCGACUGUAGAACGGUCUCUGCAAAACAGCUGGUUAAACCUUGAUCCUGAAAUGAUCCAGUAUUGUCGAAGAACAAACCCAACUUUGAAACGCAAUCAAUACUGGGUGUAG